This is a messenger RNA of Paramisgurnus dabryanus, 1045 nucleotides long. It is a transcript of the gene meaf6, whose product is annotated as MYST/Esa1-associated factor 6. Gene Ontology annotation, cellular component: histone acetyltransferase complex. Lineage: Eukaryota; Metazoa; Chordata; Actinopteri; Cypriniformes; Cobitidae. The record is from RefSeq and is a predicted model, not a curated record.
UCUAAUGUUCCGCUUCGGUCCUUCUCGGUCAUUGAGCGUUUCAGUUCAAUCAUGGCGAUGCACGCUAAAGCGACUCCGCCGCAGAUUCCAGACACCCGCCGUGAGCUCUCCGAGCUGGUCAAGAGAAAACAAGAGCUUGCGGAGACCCUGGUGAAUUUGGAAAGACAGAUCUAUGCUUUUGAAGGAAGUUACCUGGAGGACACUCAGAUGUAUGGAAACAUCAUCAGAGGAUGGGACAGAUAUUUGACCAAUCAGAAGAAUUCCAACAGCAAGACCGAUCGGAGGAACAGGAAGUUUAAGGAAGCGGAACGUCUCUUCAGCAAAUCCUCCGUAACAUCAGUGGCGGCCGUUUGUGCUCUUGGAGGAAUUCCUGAUCAUAUGAACGAAAAGCGUGAACCAGGCAGUGGAACAGAGAGCGACACAUCCCCUGAUCUCCAGAACCAGGAAAAUGAGCCCAGCCAGGAGGACACAGAGGAAGCGGAUGGAGCCCUGCAAGACCUGAAACCCCAGAAAGCUGCUUCUUCUUCUUCUGGAAGCCACCACAGCAGCCACAAGAAACGCAAGAAUAAGAACCGACACAGCCCCUCUGGCAUGUUUGAUUAUGACUUUGAAUUUGACAUGAAGAUGAACAAGAAGCCAAGAGCGGAUUACUCGAAUUGACUCAACGGGGCAGGCCAGUGUGCAGACCUGCACAAAACUAAACCUCAAAGUUCUUCAUCUUCAGAUUCGCUUCAGUCCAGAACUUCUAGAUCUUUCCUACACUGACCGUUGUGUGAAUCUCCCAUGUGAUUUUCAUUUUGUGAUCCACCUGUUCAUGCAUGAUGUGUGUUGGCAGACGUGAGUUUUAAGCUCUGCUGUGUUUCAUAAUGCUGGACGUGAUUUAUGAUGUCACAUGGAUGAUGCAUCAGUCCAAACCUUUUCAUUUUUCUUGAAUAUCAGUCAGUUUUGUUUUUUCUUUGUAUAGCUAAUGUAAAAAAGUCAGUCAUUGUCAUUUUUUUCUGUUGUUUUUUACCAUCUUGUUUUGAAUAAAAGUGAAAUAACAAAA